This is a messenger RNA of Porites evermanni, 24693 nucleotides long. Lineage: Eukaryota; Metazoa; Cnidaria; Anthozoa; Scleractinia; Poritidae. The record is from the annotation of a GenBank genome assembly.
AUGAAGAUACCUCAGCAGGUGAGGAGAAAACAGUUUCGUUCUGAAUCCUUUUCUUAAACAAAUUGACCAAAAUUCAGUAACAACUCGACAUUUGCCAUUCAUCGAGUGCAGCCAUGGAAAAUUCAAAGGCUCCGGAAUUGUCUGUAUUUUGAGCCCAACAGAGUUAUUGUAGAGAACAAUCGUCUCGGUUAGUUGGACUAUCUGGAUUUUCCACGAUUCUGGGUAAAAAUAACAAUUUUUCUGGCCAGUCGUUGGUGAGAUUAGAUAAAAUUGACAGUUAAUCUUUGGAGUUGCAUCGUCUCAUCAGAACCGCUCGAGGUAAUGUCUUUGCUGUAUAUGGAGUAACGACUUGGCAUGUGAACGUUUCACGGUUAACGACAUCAGCGGUCAUCGCCGCCGCGCACAAAUACUUGACAGAACUUUAGAGUGAUCGUAAAACAAACUUCUUUCCAACGCACUUCAACGCGAUUAAAUUUUAGGCAUAAUCUAUCCAUUGUGGCCAACGUGAAUUUAAUCGCUCCGGUUAUGCUCUGCCUUUUAGUCUUUCCACUUUAUCCUCGUAACAAAGUAGGUAUUUAUUUUGUUGGAAACACUGAAAGCGGAUUCAGGAUCUCCAUGAACAUUAGCUAUUGUUAUAUUCCUAGACUUUCACUCAACUAAACAGGGACUGCCAUUGGUUGAUUCUUGGUCACGUGGCCUUGGCUAAAAUCAAAUGUAUCCGGAUCGUGAUACAUUAGGCAAUGUACCCCGCUCGGAAUACAUUACAGCACGUGAUCAAAGCAUGGUGGAAAGGGGCGUGACAGAAGGCGGGAAAAACAUUGCCAGUUUUCUUUUUCGUGAAUGAACACAACGACACAAACAUGAAGCCUCAAGCUAAAAAUCAACGAUUUUGAAAGUUAUCCCAUCAGAGAAACAGCAGCUAGUGGAGGAGGAUUUAGUAAGUUUUAUUUACCCUCGGACACUAGAAAAAAUACAAUUGGUUGAAUUUUGUCCGGAACUCUACUCGAGAGUAAAACGGAAAUUAAGGUAUGGAUUUUAUCGGACCUGUGGUCGGUCUCGGGCCCACUAGUAAUGGAGGUAGAAGUUAAAGUGUGGCCCUCACUAGUUAGGUCUUGAACAACCUGCGCUACUGACCUCUGUACAGCAGCAGCAGGGUCGGAUGUCGGUACUGGCUCUUGAGGGGUUAUCCCUGCGGACUUCAGGCUUUCAAACACAGCCGAAGAAAUAGCACUCGUGAUGCUGGAAACCAUAUCCUGAGAGACAACGGAACUCGGGGCCGCGGGACUUGAGACUGAGGAUGGCCCGCUGAUCGCCGGCUCUCGUGAAAGUUCGCUCGGGUGCGGCACUUCGCGCGGGUUGAGAGUAGAAACCGAGUGUCGAGAGGUCGAGUGUCGAGGUGUCGAGAGGUCUGCUUGGGCCUCUUGGACUUGGUGGGGCGAGAUGAACUGCUGGCCCUUGGGCGUUUAACUUGUGUGCUGGAGGCUGUUGCAUUAGAACUGCGCUUUCCUCUAGUCAUCAUCGUGGAAUAUGGUUUGAUUUCUAGCAAAUCUAGACCGCAAGCAGAGGAACUUGAAUAAAUAAGCCCAAGGCGUGGGUAUGGGAGAUAAAAUAGUGAAAUAGUGAGUGGGGAGGGAGGUGGGGGGUUCUAAUCCAGUAGCAUUCUGCUCAAAAUAUAAAUUGGAGAGAGAGAGAGAGAAAAAAAAAAAAAAAACGGAACCGGCAAUAAAAGAAAAAUCGGCAGCAUGUUUGGCAAUUUCCAAAUUGGAGACGCCGCAGUCAACAUGCUUAAGUGCCGGAAAGAGGAACCGGUCCGUAAAAUAAGUACAAUAUCUUAUAACAAAAGAUAAAACUCUCCUGUCCGCGAUAAAGCACGGUUACAACGAAAGUAGAAUGCAUGACUGGAUAGACAAGUUGGAAUCUGUCACUGAGCCUCAGAAAAAGUGGCUAACUUCUUCAAGGCGAAUAGUAAGGGUCCCCUAUAGCUACGAUAAAGAGCAUAGUUGCCCGCUUCGUUCAAAUGAACGCCAUCUCGGCAUAAAACAGCAAUAGAUGGGCUUUGAAGCCCUCUAUGGCUCCACGCUUCAGCAUAAGGGAGUGGUUCGAGGACCACUUUUAGAUAUUUAUUGAGAAGGUCUACUUUGUGGCUGAAAUCGGGAACGUGUGGAGGAAUAGCAGACCGGUAAAUUACUAGGCAUACCAUUAUAAAUUCUGCUCCGCAGUGAUCAUGGAGGACUUGAACUAAAUGUUCAAUAUCUGAACCAACAGAUUCGGGGCGCUGCCCCACUACACACAAAUCAUUAGUUCCCAGUUCUAAAAUGAUAACCUUUGGCUGAAAAGCCUAAAUUUUGUCCAAAUCAAAUGACAGCAUUUUAGAGACGGUUCCACGCCCAAUGCCUAGAAAAGAUACAGUUUCGUGAGCCAAGUUCAUGUCGUGAGCGGCACGCCUAUCGUGAUGUUCGGUGAGGACUGAUGUAAACGCCUCACAAAGGAAUGACCAAGAAUGAGAAUGUUGGAGGUAUUAUCCAUAACAGCAAACAGUUGAAAACAAUAAGGAAAUGAGAUAUACUUAACGUUUGUUGUGUUGAAUUCCCAAGUCGAUUGCUUGUUCAAAGGAUAAGCGGGUCAGCUAUCGAAGAUUCAGCUUGAUGUCAACUUUCAGACCGAGAGGAUUAACGAAAGGUCUCACCCUCUUAUAAAGGGUCUCCGCGAGAUAAUGAGAUCGAGGCUAAGUAAAUUUACUGCGAGUGGCCUUAUCAUAGGAGCUCGUGAUUAUUAGCGGAGCUCCUCGCGCGCGCGAAGCGCGCGGAGCGGAGCACCAUGGGUAAGAAAAUUUGGUAAACUAUCCAUCCGAGAAAAUUUGGUUAUGACGUAGAGUACGCCCACCCGUACACACACUUCAUGUAAGCCGAUGUCAAAUGUCACAAUAGAUCUUGCACAACUUGACUAGCCUCUUAGUUAUGUAAGCCAUCCGUAUGAGUGCGAUUAGAUUGACAGCUGUCAAAAUCAGACAUCCGCUGACAAUUAUCACAUGACCAUCUCGCGGGCUCAGAUGAAAGACCAGUCGUUUUGCCCAUACAUAUAAGCUGAUAUAAUAUGUCGCACUUACCAAUUCAACAAAAAAAGGAAACUACACCGGGCAAGGCUGUCAGUUGGCUGACAGUCGUUUAAAGUUAUAUUGGCAAGCCAAGUUAAGGUCAAUUGACAGCUGUCAAAAUGGGACAUGUGCAGGCUACUAUCAGAAAACUAAUAACGUGGGCUCAGGUUCGCUCAGGUACACGAUCUGGCAUUUUCCACUACAUGCCGGACGGAUAUGUCUUCCUCACACUCGUAGUCUGUUAAUUCGAAUAUUCGCCAUUCUAAUGAAGGUUAAUUGACAGCUGUAAAACUAGAGUAUACGCUAACCAUCAUCACCUGAGUGUAUCGCGGGCUCAUUUGUCUGUCCAUUGAGGUCACGUAGUGUUUAAAGUUUUGCGCUGAUAUUUUAUUUGAUCACUGGCUCAAUUCGAAGUCCCAUAGCGGAGAAAAUCUAUCCAUCUUAGAAAAUUCGGCCAUCACGUGACCGUACACCGACCACCCGACCUUCCGUCCGUCCGCACCACAGGCAUACCAACGUUUAAUCUCGCACUUUCUAGCUAGUUUGGGAGCCUACAACCUGAUAUUGUACAUCCAUGUUUUGAUUAAUUGACAGCUGUCAAAAUAGUGUUUCUGCUGACCAGUAUCGCCUGACCCUAUCGCGGGCUCAGGUAUCGACCCACUGAGUUCUAGUGUUUUUUUUAAGGUAUCCGCUAACAAGUUGCUACUUUUCAAUCAUCGCAGGCUCAAGUUCAAUUUUUUUAAAAUGCAUAUGAAAUAAGUCGAGUUCAUGAGCCGCACUUUUAAAAUGUUGAUUUCGAACUGACCUCGGACGCGAAAAUUCAACCGGCUUUUACAUUUACAUGCAGGGAAAGCAAUCACUUUUGACUUUUCUCACUGUCACGCGUUGAUCACGCUCUACGUCCAAUUUUUAUGUUCUGAUUGGUCAAAAUUUGACAGGUGAGUUCAUGCGGAAAAUUUAUGCAGCGUCUGGAAAUUGCUUACUGAUAGCUGGAGCUUACAGAGUUUUGUGUCAUCUUGUGAUGUUUUAAGCUGUCUUUUUCUACUUGGUGUACAAAAUGAAAUACAGCUGCUAUCAAGAUUGUUCCUUAAUUCAUGGCUGGUUUGUUUAUUGCGCUUCUUGUUGACAAAUGCACCGCUUGUCAAAGUCAUUGGAAAUCCGAUUUCAGAUGGCAUCGUUUUCAAACUGAGCUUACUCACUUGCCCUUGCUUGAGGCGUAAGAGGGUUGAAAAUUCUAGAACACUUGAUGACCUUCAGAAGCAGCAUCUCGACUGGUAAGCCUGAGAAAUUGUUGUCUUUGAUGUGUUUUUUUUUUCCGGUUUCCUGAAGUCGAGCGUAUGGUUUAUGCGGCUUUAAGUUUAUCAGCUGAGUUUAUACACGAGCAAUGAUCUAACCUACAAUAGUAUCAGGUUUAAAAAGCCUUUCGUCAUUUUUUUUGACCGCAAAUUCAAAGAAAAUGUUCCGAAGAUUAUUUAGUUAUGAGUUUGGCUGUAAACAGAAAGCUCUGAGCGAUUUUCUUGCCUCCAGUUCAUCUUGAAAAAGAGCCAACACCGGGAAGCCGACUUAAAACAUAAAUAAGCUUAUGCUUACCCGACUCAUGAUUUUCAGAGACACUUUACUCUCAAUACUUCUCUUCGUGAAUGAAAAUUAUUGUCUCUGUAAAUGUUUCACCGCAUUAUAUUUAUUUUAUUGAUUGUUAGUAGUCCCUCUCGCAAUUUUUAUCGCUGCACCGGUUGUAUCCAGUCGAACAUAAACAUCGCAUGCAGGAAUACUCAAAACGCCGCGCGUAAAUAUCACUCGCUUUUAAAGAUUACACAUAGCAAAACCAUACGCAGUUUAAUAAAGAAAGGGAAAUAAAACCUAAACAUAACAAUUUAUCUCUCAUGUUGAAGCGUAAAUGGUAACUCUAUUAAUCGCACUGCAAAUUUGGUGCCUGUCAAAAGUGAGACCCGUCCGGCUGGCCGAAAAGUGAUUUUGUGAAUUUUUUUAUCGUUUUCAUUAAAAGCCCAUAAUUAUUACCCUGCAUAUCACAUAGGACCAGAUUUUUCUAACUGAAAAGUCCCGGCAUUAUAGAAUUCUCUCUCCCUUUUUCGCUUCCAUCUUUCCCCUUUCCCCCAGAAGCGCCUGAUACUCAGGCUAAAUUCAUUGCUAUAAUUUGUUGUGCAUCUGAUCGUCGUGGAUAUUGAAUGAGUGCAAAUUGUGAAAAACUGCAGAAUUAUAGGUUUAAAUAGGGCAAAAAAGAACAAAUUCUGUCCAAGGUCUGUAUGAUAAAAACAAGGGCCUCAUAGUACUGUUUACCUGAGAGGUGAUGAGAAAAAGUAUGUUUAAAAGGCUGGUUUAUACGCCACCAGAUUCGUCGCCAAGAUUUACUAGUAAACUAAAAUCCGGCCUGAUUUUUUAUUUUGGCCUCUCUUUUAGACAGAGGAAUGUAACGUGUAAAUUUGCUGCCACCAAGGACUAUCGUGGCGCGUGUGUUUCUUAAAAUUAUAUUUCGGGGUUGUCCAAUUAUCCAUAGUCUAAACGGAGCAAUGUUGGAGAGAGUGGUGAAUGCCACAUUAGUCUAUGAUGCAACAGCUAAUGCAAAUACAAUACACGAAUAGGUAGGUCUAUUUGUUUUCCAGGCCUAAUCUACUGUGAUCGCAGGGGCACCCAACGACAAUUUUCGGAAGAAUAUCUGUUCGGAAGACGAUUUUAGAUCUAGAAUUUUCGGAACAUUUGUUGUAAAAUUUCUUGCUUACCUGCCUCUCCUAUGAUUUUCGAACAUCAAAAAAAUGGUAUAAUAUUUUUAACGGAUUUUAACCCUAAAAAGGUCACCUAGAAUUUUCAGGAGCCUUUUUUCUGGCUGAAAUUUUCGAAAAGGUAAGUUUUCAUCUCUAUAAUUUUCGGAUCACUAGGUUUUCAGCUAGGAAAUGCGAACAGAUGAAAAAUUUUUAGGGGAUGAAAAUAUGCCUAUAUCUACCGUUUAAAUACUAAAAUACGUUUAACAGUGCUAUGUUUAAGUGGUUUUGAACUAUAUUCUCGUUGGGUGCCCCUGUGAUCGAACAUGAUUGCUAUUUUUGGGUGUACAAAUAAGACUAUUUAAUAACUCGAUGUAAAAGCUGUUUCACUCUUGGACUGUCAAAUUAUUUUUCUCUUAAAUCACUUAGCCUUUGCCUCAAACGUCAAAUGAAUGUGCCCUGAUCUGUGGAUUACAAGUUUAUUGUUUGAUUUAAAUUUGAAUUUAUUAACGGGAGCUUCGCUUUUAGCCCUGGCUAAAGCUAUAUAUUACCCAAAAGUAAUUUUACUUUUCGUCUUGUGAUUCUCAUGCGGUCGUAAACCGUUGUAAGAUAAUUCAAAGUUCACAUUCGAGAGCGUCUAAGCCUUUGAAGCCGCAAUUGACCCCACCCCCCAAAAAUCCAUGCAUUAAAGAAAUUGGAAGGGGAGACAUAAAAUUUUUUAUUUGGUUCCAAAUAAACUCAUAUUAGAAGAUCAAGACUAUAAAGAUUUAAUAAGUUUUAUUUACCCUCGGAUACUAGAAAAAUACAAAGAUGUAGAAAGCGAGCAACUUCUUUGGGAAUUGAUAAAGAUGGAACUUCGAGCCAUGACCAUGAGCUAUUCCAAGAAAAAAAGAGCUGAGGUUAAAAAACGUGAGAUUGUCCUCCAACACAAUUUAUAUGAACUGGACUAUAAAGUUUGCACCUCAUAUCCUAGAUCAAUAUGACGCAGAGAAAAACGAAUUGAAUUCUUUGUGCGAAUUAAAAGGUUAAGAGGCAAUUUUUAGAUCCAAAGUUAAGUGGAUAGAACAAGACGAAAAACCAUUAAAGCCCAGAAAAGAAAAACUAUGUAACGAAAACCUUGCUUCAAAUUAAGUUAGAUGGUGGUGAAAUCACUUCGCAGGCGCGGAUCCACACCGGUUUCCACCGUUUUACGGAAAUCGGUCACAUUUUUCAUAAUAAAUAUAAUUUUGAUAAUAAAAACACUUCCAAGGUUGGAAUCUGACCAGUAUCCUGUCUGAAUGACUAUGAAAUCCAGGAAAGGGGACUUUAAGGAAUGAAAAUCCAACAAAUUUCCUGCGGGAUCCCGUCUCCGGACCCCCCUGGAAGCUUACGCGUUCGCCGCUCGUUUAGGAAAUUGGUUGGUAUUUAUCCUAGAUCCGCGCCUGCUUCGGAUAUGAAGAAGAUAAAUAAACAAAUAGAGGUGUUUUUUAGCGAAACAUACAAAUGCAAGCUUACUGAUGUCCCGCUGUCUGAACAGGAAUUAGGCCUCAAUGACUUUAUUCAAAACUUGGAAAUUCCACGUCUGUCUAACGAGGAACAAGCGACGUUUGAACAUGACUUAACUGUACAAGAAAUUAAAAAUGUGUUACAUUCUUUUGAGAAAAGUAAAACUCCUGGUGAAGACGGUUUCACCAAAGAAUUCCAUGAAACUUUCUUUGACCUUUUAAAACAGAAUCUACUUGUUUCGUAUAAUGAAGCUUUUCAGAAAGGCCGUCUCUCAGUAUCCCAGAGAAGAGGAGUAAUUUCUUUAAUUCCGAAAAUGACAGCGAUGACACUACUCUGAUAUCUAAAGACACCAAUUCCCUUAAAUUCUCGAAACAGAUCAUCGGCAGUAUAUCUGGUUUAUCUCUAAAUAAGAAAAAAACCUAAGCAACGUGGAUUCGCUCCUCAAAACAUAAAAAAAAAACAAAAUAUUGGAAUUUCACAUCAUAAAAGACCCCAUUAAAAUACUAGGGGCGCACUUGUCGUAUAACGCAGACAAGAACAACGAUGCCAACUUAUGCAGCAAGAUUCCUAAAAUGAAAACUAAACUAAACCUCUGGUAAACGCGUGACCGUACGCUUUUUGGCAAAUCGUUCUAGCCAAAACGCUUGGUGCCUCUCAGUUAAUUUACACUGCUCCUCUACUGACUGUCCCUGAUGCAGUAACACGCGCGGCUCAAAGCCUCCUGUUCCUCGUUUUUGUGGAAAAAUAAGAAAGAUUAAAUUAAAGGAAAUGUUGUAUGCCAGUCACUUGAAAAUGGUGACCUUGAUUUACAAAUUUUGAAAUUAUGGUAAAAUCUUUGCGACUAGCCUGGAUAGCUAGACUGAUUAGCAACUCUGACGAUAAUUGGAAGGCAAUACUGAAUUUCUAUUUCGACAAAUAUGGCGGCCUGCCCUUCCUUCUUAAGUGCAACUACAAUACUGCAAUUCUUGACAACAAUCUACCUUUAUUCUACCGUAAGUUAUUAGAUUAUUUCCAAGAACUAACGAAAUUCUCAAAAUACGAUAAAAACAAUGACCUCAUUCUUUGGAAUAAUAGGAGAAUAGGCCACUUGCACUAAGAGGUCACGUGACCAAUGCUUCCUUUGAACAAUAAGUUGGAAUCUUGCUGAUGCCAAAAAUUGACAGAGCACAUAAAAAAUUUCUUACACCCGAAAUUUGAGGGGAAACGCAUUUAAGGGAGAUAUUUUAUGGCACUUUGAUUUUUCAACAAAGUAGUAUCAUUUGUAUUGGCCACCAUGUUGGAGGGCAUACUCUUGCCUUCCAACAUGGCGGCGAAAAUUAAUUUUUGCUAAGAUCUUGUUAAACGUUUGAUAGUUAAGCUCAGAUGUGCUGUAAACGUUCCCACAUCAACUUUUCAACAUUCUCCUUGAAGUUUAAGAGUUAAUUCAUAAUUUCAAAAAUCGCAUUUUGGUCACGUGACCAACUACGAACUUACUCAUUUCAAGAAAAUGGUGCAGGUUUGAAAAACAAAAUCACUAUUAUUUUGUUCAAGACAUGACCCACUAAUCGUUUAUCGAAGAAAAAAAUCAUAUAACUUUCAUUUUCAUAAAAACGAUGUCACAUGACCUCUUUUUUAUAGUGCAAAUGGCCUAUUACGAUAGUAAGGAAUGGUGUCUUCUGGAAGCAAUGGUUUGAUCAGGGUGUUUCUUUCAUUAGUGAUUUAAUGAACUUAAAUGGUAAAUUUCUAACCUUCGAAGAAUUUCAAAGUAAAUUUGAAAUUAAAGCUAACUAUUUGCAUUACUUUCAAUUAAUUGCUGCCAUUCCUACGGAUUUGAAACGGAAGGCAUUUGGUUCCACGGUUCCUGAUCUGCUCGGAUCAACUUCAGAGUACUGUCAGAGGGAAGAUAGAACAAUAGUCUUAACCAAAUUCCGCUGUAAAAAUUAUAACAGUCCGUUCAUCGAGAAAGUUGUUUCAGAACCCUCCGCAGUAAGGGCUUGAAAGAGAAGCUUUUCAGAACUUCCUGUUUGGGGUGAUUGUUUUGUGAAUAUAUACAAGUCCUUGAAAGAUAAUAAGCUUAGACAAUUCACUUUUAAGGUUGUGCACAGAAAAAUAACGACAAAGAAAGAACUACUGAAAUAUAAAUUAGCCUCUGAUGACAAAUGUCCUUUCUGUUUAAAUCCAGAUUCAAUUGAACACACCUUUUUAUAUUGUCAAGAGUCAAAGGAAUUCUUUUCCAAGACUUUAAGGUGGUUUAAUGAAUAUCAUGAAGAGAACGUACAACUUGCAAACACGCCGAGAGUGACAUAUCAGAUAGGUGAUCGAACUAUACUGGAUAGCUUUUCGUGUAGGCUCGAAAAGCUUUUUUGUAUAGUGUGAACAUAGCCUCAGAAUCACGUUUAAGGCUAACGAGAAAUAUCAAUUUGUACCGGCCACAUGAUCGAAUUUUGCCUUUCUAAUGUAAAUUUCAUUUUAUUUACCCAAAAAAGACGUUUUAUGACAAUUUCAUCCAUAAAAAUUAUUUUGGUCAGUUCUUAUCUGCUUAUUUCUUGACACUUUCUUAAAAAUGUAGCUGAAAAGCACCUAAUUUUUUAGCCUGCGAAACAGGCGUUUUUUUUUGGCGUUUUCAGGCGAGCGAAGGUAAGCGGGGGGCGGGCGUGGAGCGCCCUCCCCCGUCGCGCAUAUGUGGUGCUCAUCGCUCGCUUUGUGCUCGCCUUCGCUGGCUUGAAAAACGGGUCCCUGCCAAAAAAUACACUUGUUGUGUGAAACCUUGUAACCACAAUAAAUGGGCAAAGCUCAGCCUCAAAAAAUUAUCCUCGAUAUUUAUUGUAACUGCAUUUUUACCACAAGUUAGUCCACUAACCGGAGCCACUAACUUAGAAUGAUGAAAAGAAUAACUGCAAAAAGACUUAAUAGUUUGGUUUACAUUAUUUUUCAGGAGCAACUGCUAGCGCUAUCAAGGAUUGGAACAUGGAAGAGAAAGUAUCCUUUACUUGAUCUUAACACAUUGAUCAGACUGUAAUUGACCAUGUGGGUUUACGCAAGGAAGAAGAUGGGGUGGAGGAGAGUGGGCAGGUGUCAGGGACCUUCUUUAGGAAGGUUAUAAAGGACAUGAAAUCAUCUUUAAACCAACUGUCCGAAAUUAUUUUAAAGUGAGAGCUGUUUUUAUUAGGUUUCCCUUUUCCUUAUUUUGAAAAUUUUAUGUCUUUUAUGUUGUUUUUAGGCUCUUUUCAAUUAAGUUUUUUACACUAAAACUUUUACUGAUUUUUAUUGUGUUUAGCAAAUUUUAUCAAUGUUAAUAUCUCUAUGAUCAGUUUAAGAUUUAAAAAUGACGUUUUUUUUAGUUUUUAAUUGUGAAAUACUAGUUAAGCGGGGAUUUCACUUUUAAGUAGUGUCUAAAUUGUCAGGGAACCUAAUGUAACUUUGUGUGGCCCUCAAAAGGACGCCCCGUUACAGACUUUGUACCUCAAAAACCGUAUCUUAUCUUAACUUGACAUACAAGUACUCUGUACCCCUCUACACCGCGUGGGCUUGUCACGCUCGCAGAUAAAUGUUUUACCUUUUCGUUUCAGAAAGAGAAAUAGCCGGAAGAAUUUGCACGAUUCUCCAGUUUAAUAUGUUCGUUUAGCUUAAAAUGAGUUCAGUUAAUGUGUCUUUUUCUAUUCACAGUCAGCUAAGAUUCCAAAAAAGCAGCCAUUUUUUUUGAAAAACGUCCCGAAACUUUUCGGGAGGGGUGAGCCUGUGACACCCACCCUGAAAUUAUCGGGUGGAAAAAUUAGUGAAUUAAAUAUGUGAUCUUCGAUUUUACUCGUUUUGAGAAAUACGGCUUUAAAUCGUUCUCGAAAGCUUUUCAGGCGAAAUUUUGUUUCAUUCGGAACGCCCUUGCCAUGGCAUGUUAUUUCCAGUGUUGAUGAAAACGGACGUUUCUCAGCGCGAAUACAUUAUUCGGAAAAGGGAGUUACUAAUCAAAGCGUGCAGUGACACCAUGGAGUAAGAAAUCCAUGUCCAUACAGCUGACCAUACAGCGCCGUUCGACCACCCUGCACAUCUAAUCCAACAUAAACGGACCGCAUUAAAACAGACAUGAAAAUGAAAAUAGAUGAUGUGUAGGAUAGUGUGCACAGGAACACUGACGAAUAAGUAAGCUUUAUUUGGUGACUCUCUUUUAUUGAGACUCCACCGCUAAUUAUUUUAUCCUUGACUCUCUAUUGGCAGCACAUUACACCCUCGGUCUUCGAUAUUCAAAUUGUCAGUUUGCCCGUCUGCGAACCCCAGCUCGUGACAGAAAUAACACACAUUAUACAAGUAGGCGAAACGGUCGAAAAACUCGGCAUCAGCUAUGCCUUGCAAUUUGAUUUCGAAUACUGGAAAAGAAACAAUUUACUUACAGAUUACCUACUGGGAAGAGCGUACAUGAGUUACAGAGUCGUUGAAACUGACACUUUCAGUAUACUAAGCUUUCUUGAUACAAUCCUUGUGCAUAACAAAGCGCGUCAAAACGUAGAUUUUAAUAGUGGCAUCUACCAUGCCACUAUCGGGAAUUUAAGUUCCGCCAUACACUACCUUGAACGCCACCUUCGAAGCAAGGGAAUAUCAUCAGACAGGUCGCAAGAGGCACACGCUUAUAGAAUUCUUGGAAUCUGCUAUGCCGGUGUCGGGGAAUUCAGUAGGGCCAUAGGCUACCUUGAAGGUCACCUUCAAAAGGCGAAAGACUUAAAAGACGUUUCACAAGAAGGAAACGCCUAUUUGAAUCUUGGCAUUUGCUAUGCCAUUUUCGGGGAGCCUAAAGAGGCCAUAGACUACCUUAAAAGUUUCCUUCUAAUCGCGAAAACAUUAGAAGACAGGCCACAAGAGGAAGACGCGCAUGAGGUUCUCGGCAUCUGCUAUGCCAGUGUCGCUGAUUAUAAAAAGGCCAUAGACCACCUUGAAAGUCACCUUCAAAUCGUGAAAGAAAGAAAUGAAAUAGGGGGGACACUGAAUACAAAAUUGGAAAAAGCGUAUAAGAAUCUUGGCCUCUGCUGUGCCAGUGUCGGGGAUUAUGAAAAGGCCAUGCAGUACUUUGACCGUCACCUUCAAACCGCGAAAGGAUCAUCGCACAGGUCAGAAGAAGCAAUUGCGUACAUGUAUCUUAGCUUCUGCUAUAUCGGUGUCGGGAAUAGGAAAGAGGCCAUAAACCACUUUGAACGUCACCUUAAAAUGGCGGAAAAAAGACCACAGUUAUCAGGAAUGGGAAACUGGUCUGGGAAUCUUGGCAUCUACUGUGCCAGUGUCGUGGAUUGUAAACAGGCCAUACAACACCUUGAACGUCACCUUCAAAUCGCAAAAGAAUUAUCUUACAGAUCACAAGAGGGAAUUGCGUAUGGCAAUCUUGGUGUCUCUUAUACAAGUCUCGGAAAUUUUAUAAAGGCAGCAGACUGCCUGGAACGCCAACUUGAAAUUGCGAAAACAUUGGGAAACAGAUCACAAGAGGGAAUCGCGUAUGGGAAUCUUGGCAUCUCAUAUGCAAGUCGUGGAGAUUUUAAAAUGGCCAUAGAUUUCUUCGAAAGUCAACUUGAAAUCGCGAGAGAAUUGGAAAACAAGUCACAAGCGGGAUGUGCGUACCGUAAUCUUGGCAUUUCCUAUGCAAGUCUUGGUAAUUUCAAAAUGGCCGAAGACUGCCAUGAACGUCUACUCGAAAUUGCGAAAAAACUCUCAAAGGGGUCACACAUGUUGCGCUCGCUUAGAAAUCUUGGCCCCUCCUAUGUAAAGGAAAAGGCUGUAGACCUCCUUGAACGUGAACUAGAGACUGCGUUAAAUUUGAGAGACAUGGUUCAAGAAGGAAGCGUGUAUAGGUGUCUUGGAAACGUCUAUUACAAUCAUGGUUUUUUCGAAAAAUCUAUAGAUUAUCAUGAGCGCCGUAAACAAGUAGCGAAAAAAUUGGGAAACAGAUCAGAGGAAAGUAGUUCCUACGAAAGUCUUGGCAACGCCUAUCUAAGUCUCGGGGAUUUUGAUAAGUCCAUCCUUUACUUUAAUCUUCAAUUACUAAUCGCGAAAGAAUUAGGAGACAGGUUGCAAGAAGGAGGCGCAAAUGGAAAUCUUGGAAAGGCUUUUUACGGUGUCGGAGAUUUUUCACAGGGCUUGAGCCACUUUGAUCAGCAACUGACCAUUGCGAAAGGAGCUGGGCAUAAGUGGCAAGAGGGAAGUGCGAAUGAAAAUCUUGGCAACGUCAAUUUUUGUCUUGGAGAAUUGAAAAAGGCCAUAUACCACUUUGAAUGCCAGCAAAAAGUCGCAAAUGCAGUUGGAAACAAGUCCCAAGAGGAAAGCUCGUACGAGAACCUUGCCGACACACAUCGCAGACUCGGAGAUUUCAAAACAGCCAUGGACUACUGUGAACGCCACUUAAAGGCUACAACUGAGCUUAAAGGUAGGUCGCCUGAAAGAGUUCACGAGAAUAGUCGAUUAGCUAGGCAAAGUUGAUAAGGUUAAUCUUGAGUUAAUGACAAAACCUAGCAUACUAGGUAAAGCGAAUUGUGGUGGUAUUAAAGUCCGCAUGAGCAAGAGAUAUUACCUGAAAAUCUGGGAUCGAUUUAAUAAAACUUUACAAGUGUAAUCUACAAAUGUAGCUAUUGUUUUCAGACUCUAAAAGAAUGGCUACACUUGUAAGAGUUUUAUUAAAUUGACCCCUGGUGUCUUCAGAAGUAAAGUUGAGUUCAUGUUUACGGCAGCGAACGAAAUUGAAGAGAAAGUGAUAAGUAAUGAUCCUUGCAGUUGAACACAGUUUAUGCAAUUGCGUAAGAAGAUCAUUCUUCAUUUGAUUUCAUUUCCGCAGUUCUUAUAUAUGGUUUAUUUCAUAUACAUUUGCCACAUUCAUCUCUUUCACGGGAACAUAUGAACACAUAAUUGACCAGUUCACAACAUCAGUGGCUUCAUAGGUUAGUUGGUUAGAGCAUCGCACCGGUAUCGCGAGGUCACGGCAGGUUCAAAUCCCGUUGAAGUCCUGAUUUUUUGUUCAGGCUUCUUACGCAGUUGCAUAAAUUGCGUUCACAACUGCGAGGAUCAUUCUUCGUUUGAUUUCAUUUCCGCAGUUCUUAUGUAUGAUUUAUUUCAUAUGCAUUUGUCACAUUCAUCUCUUUUACGUGAACAUAUGAACACAUAAUUGACCAGCUCGUAAGAUCAGUGGCUUCAUAGCUUAGUUGGUUAGAGCAUUGCACCGGUAUCGCGAGGUCACGGGUUCAAACUCCGUUGAAGUCCUGAAUAUUUUUCAGGCUUCUUACGCAAUUGCAUAAAUUGCGUUAACAACUGCGAGGAUCAUUCUUCAGUUGAUAACCAUCGCCUGUAAAGCGAGGUUGACGAUAGAUGAGAGUUGAUGACUCGGGUUACAAAAAAGUGUCCGAUGUCCGUAUUAACCUCGGUCCGUAUAAAACAUGUUAAUAUAAUAAAUAUAUUUAAGGGACUGUGUCACGACAGUGCGCAUGUGUUAACUGUGACGGUAGUUGAUUGUUUUUAAACCAAUCGGAAGCGAGCAAGAUGCACGCAAGGAAAUUUACAUAAUUCAAAAUUCGUUGCUCGCGAAGCGGGAGACUUCUGGACGUUUUAGUUGCAUUUUAUAUAUCACCAUAAUUCAUAUUUAUUCUCUGGUAUUCCUCAGAUAUAUGUUGCAGCCAAUAAGAAUACGAUUAAACCCUGUCCUGCUUUGAAAGAAACAUUUUACCUACGUGUAUUUUUAUGUACCCACACUAGCAAACCAGUCUACGAUCCGCAAACAAAAAUAAUUUUUAAACAAACCUUGCUAAUCACUGUUUACCCUAUAUGAACUUAGAAAUACCUGCAAAUUGCGCCUGACCGGUGACCAAAACAUCCAGUAUCGAAUUAGGCAAACAUUUUGCUUAAAAUGCCAGCUAAAUGCGCAUCAUAAUAAAAUAAGCCAUGCGUGCGGUUAGCGCGAUGAACAGUCUGCAUGAACCGCACUGUAACCCCGGGACUGCAACUCAGACGUUAUCGAGUUCAACACAUAAAGAAACCAGAUAAUAAACGGAAUAUUCAGGCAACACUUUAUUUUUAUAAGAUCAAUUCUUAAACAUGUACGCUCAUACAGCAAAGAUACAAGGAACAUUCCGAGUGAACCACAUCGGUAAAGAUCGCGCUGCCUAUUGUCAGUACUUUCUGGUAUACAACUAAGGACCGGAGUCAUAAAUCGAAUGCCUGUUAAAACGUUUCAUGUUCGAUGGAUUCUUUCCUUAAACCUCACACGAAUUCCUGUACAAUAAAAGAUUGCUGGGUUUCUCCUUCUGAUUCCAAGCACCCGAGAGAGUAAAUUGUUGCAGACAAUCGGAAGUCACGUGGCAGAUCAGCUUCACUCGCCGCUGUGUUCUAUUUGUAGUCCACGGCUGUAUCAAGGAAGACCCUUUUCAACUUUCUUUACAUAUUUAACGUUUAAAACCUAACCGAAAAAGGUAGAUCGUUGACUGGAGAACUUAAUACACAGAAAUGAAAGCCAGAUGACCAUAUUAAACACCACAAUUGAUCCGUUAGUGGGAACACUGACAACAAAUAAUAUGCCUUCGUGCACUUCUCCUCAAUGACUUCGAAUUUUCUCGACAAUGCUUGCACUAAAAUACAAAAUAUGGCGUUUAGAACUUCCAAACUGGACCAAAUAGCGCUUGAAUACUGAUAUAAUAGCUUUCUCGGGCGUCUCAGGGUCGGUGUAAGAGGAUUUUUUCACCAAAAGCCAAUCUUGAAAAAAGGUUCGCCAGAACAGAAAUCAAGAUGCCGCACAUGCGCAGAAGCGUGUCACAGUCCCUUUAAGUUUUUCGCGGAGACAAACGAAACUGCUCGUCAAAUACGGGUGUCCGUAUUCAGCGAGUGUCCUGAUUCACCCUUUUACAAACGGUAAACACAUUAUACUUUGAAUGUGAACUCACAAUUGACCUGCCCUCCAACAGCUAAGUGAGUCUGUUUUAUUUUGUUUUUGUUUUUACAACAAGGUGACCUCAAGGCGGUAAACAUCGAAGACGUCAUUACCAGUGAAGGAGGUGUAGUGGCUGGAGAGAAUGUCAGGUUGGUUUGCCCCACUGGAGCUGUUGACGAUUUCUUAUAUGUAAAGAUAACAUUAGAGGAUCCGUCAAAUUACUAUUGUAUGAUCGCCUCAAAGGAUCUUGAAAAUGAUGUCGUGAUAGCUGCACCAAUCGUAAAUCUUCAGCCCAAUGGCCAUUUGUUUAAGAAACCCCUUAAGUUGACAACUGCACUCAAAAUCAAGCGUUUCAAGAGAGACGAUGUUUUCAUUUUGCAUGGCACAGAGGCUAGGGAUGGAAAGGUCACAUGGCAAGACGUCACUCGAAACUCAAAGAUCAAUCAGGCAACCGCAGAAGUAGUCAUUGAAUUGGAGCAUUUCUCACGCAUUUUGGUUCUGUUACGUUGGACGUUGAUCUGCGCUAAAGACAUUCUAUCCAGACUCGAUUUACUUUCGUUUAAGUAUACGUUACUAGUGUUGUUGAACAAGAACAUUCCCUCUUCAGUCCACGAUGUGCUUGCUCUACUGUUCGUGAGCCAAGACCUCUACCAUGAACAAUUCUACAGAGAGAACGAGACUUCAGCCCUAGUGCAGCUCAAGAAGGAAGGUUUCAUGGAGGUCCACUUGCGUGCCGCUGACGUAUUGGAUGAAAAGCGAAUCUACAACCAUGAAAACCUUCAAGUGAGUAUUCAACUCGGAGAAGACUACAAACUAGCUGACUGCCAGGACAGAAUUAUUAGUUUCAGUGUAGAUUCUUCUGUCUGGUGGAGUGGAGGAAAGGUAAUCAAACUUCCUCUGGAAUGGAAAAGCGAAGUGCGAUGUCUGUGUGGGACAAUCAGUGUUCAAGGAGAAAAUGGGCAUGCGAGCAAGAGGCAUUUUAGCGAAGGAGGUAAAUGUGUGUAGCUAUAGCAUACUCAACCUAGAAUUAUGCCCAUGGUGUCAUAGAUCAGGUCCACGACAGUGACUUAGCGUGAUAUGUCUUUUUCUGCAACGCUAUUCAGACCGGGGAGUUGGUCUUUUGAAGCCCUCCUUACUAAAAACUUUACAAAUCGAAUUGCUUAAAAACCGUUCGAGCUAUAACCGCUGUAUAAUUUUGGUGGCCGUAUCAUGAGCGGUUUUGAAGUUACUGUUAGGGAGGGUCUCCAAAGUCUCCCCUGGUCACAGGAAGCAAAAAUAAAAAGGCCAGUCUGGUUAGGGUUAAACUAAGAGCGCUUACUAUUUGUCAGAACUGGCCGGCCAGACCAUUCCUAAAUGAAUAAGAAUUUCAAUGUGCAGGCAGAUAAUUCCUAGAUAAUAUGCAUGCAGUUGAUGGAUUUUGAAGCCAAAACCCUUUAAAAAAGCCUAUUUCAGUUUGGUUAUCGCCCUAAGGCAUGGCCAUUUGUUGAUGACUGAUGUAGUCUGGUUUUUGUCAUUGCUACAACAUCAACCUUAAACACAUAGAGUGAAAGAAUGGUGAAUUUGGGGUGUGUGUGUUGGGGGGGGGGGGGGGGGGAUUUUGUUUAUAGAUACCACAAACAGUACAAAAGAGGAGAGAAGAAGGGGGGUGGUUGGGGGGUGUGUGGGGGGGGGGGGGGGGGGGCGGUAUUUGUUCAAGACCACACUCGAGACCUUUUAGGCAGUUCAAAGAAAGCCAGAUGUUAAACCAAAAGUAAACUCCUCUCUUUUAUUUAGGGCAUUUUGUAUAGCACAUGUGACACCAUGCUUGACCACCUGGGCCAUAUAAGUUCCUGGUUUUGACAUGUCAUUAGUGUUUUUCUUCAUCUUUACUGUGUUAAAGUGGUCCAUAUAAGUAAGCCAACUCCGUGAAUUUUAGGGCUUUAAUACCCGGGAAUACAGUACGCACGACACUUUGGUACCUUCCAACCAGUCCCAUGAGUAAAACUCACUUUGUUCUUUAGUUUGGUAUAAAGAGGUAAAUGAAGGCUCCUGAGUUAGAGACCUUUCGUUAUAAAUGUAACAACAUGUGUGAAUUCGUGCUUCUUCUACAGAUCCUUAUAAUUAUUUAAGAAGGCUACUGGGGUUGGAACAGGACACCGCGUUUAAUGUCGUAACUAUUGCUGAGACUCUUAAAGUUCCUAAAGAGUCAAUAAAUGAAAUGAUGAAAAGUUGGAAGGACGACGAUGAGCAGUUGGAACUAAUUUUGCAGCCAUGGUCAGAAGAGAGUGCUGACGCAGAACUUUCUUCUCACAGAAGUCUUCUGGAGGGCUUAACUCGAGAAGGUUAGUUGUGCUUCAGGCGGCAUUGUGUCGUUAUUAUCUUAAUUAUGGCGCGAUGAAUCUUUUAAUUUCCUUCUCUGAAUAAAAUUUAAAGCGGGUUAUUAUUGAGUGGUAGAGGCAUAAGAUGUUGAAAACUAUUUUUAGUCCUAGUUUUUCAUCCCAGUCUUUUCCCGCCUUCUUUCUUUUCUUCGUUUGGCAGAACAUUAAAAAAAUAUUUAUCACCAGUGAAAUCGAAUUUUUCGUAUUAUUACUGCCAAUAGCUGUAGGUCCUCUGAAAUUUUAUCAGACAUCGCGUUAAAACCAAAAAAAAAGUUAUUGCAUUAUAUAUAGUAUGUCAUAAUUCAAUGCCGCGCCUCAGCUUAUAGUAACAAACUGAGCUACCUUAAGGUCUUUACCUUCGAUGGUGAUUAGCCACUUUUACAUUUUUUAAACUACUGUAUAUGUUGUUGAAAAAGAUGGCAUAGUUGGUCGGUAUCCGCCUUCUCUGUCUUCACAAACAACGUUGUGUGGGUAGGGUAAAUGGGUGGGGAAAAGGAUUUACACCACCUAUGCCAAGAAAAUCGGAAAUGAGCCACUGGCAACGUAAGGAAGUAAACUGACAAUAGUAGCUUAACAGCCUUCACAAACGACAGAUUACAACCUUAUUAGAAUUUGACGGUUAUUUCGUUUGUCGGGAGAGUGGUUAAGAGAAUAAUUUAUGCUCUGAUAUUUUUUGUCACCAGAAUACAGAGUUACACCAAGGGGCCAGAUGCAUAUCAGCCAUCUGAGACAGCUUGCCGUGAAGAUAACCGGUUUACAAGGUAUCAACACCGAUAUAGUGACGAAUUUUUCCUGUAAAGCUACCACACUCUCUAAGUCUGUGUUAAGAGAUUGUUGUAUCGAAUUAGGAAUUUCUCCUGAGGGUGUGGAAAGAACCGCCUCGUCUUCUAAUCAAGCAGAUUAUUUGAUCGAACAUUUCAUCAAACGUCAACAACUACCUGUUGAAAUUGCUAAAAACUAUAAACGAGUAUGUUCAUCUUCUAAAGAAUCGAACACCAGAAUUUUCCUGGCUAUUGUUCCUCACCUCAUUCAAAACAUCAAGGAAAUUUUCGUUGACCGUGACAGGUUAGUGCCGCAAAAUGGCUUGAAGGGUCUUCCUGAGAAAGAUAUCAGUCAAUUUUUGUCAAGCAUUUCGAAUGCCCAACAGUACAGCAGAUUCAAAGAACUUGUGUAUGUGGAGUGCCAAAUUCUUGAGAUGUUGUGCCUUGAGAAUCACAACCAGACGUCAGCCGCUGAAAUUACGAAGUGGAGCGAACGUCUAGCCAUUGACCAAAUGCUUAACUUUCUAGCAAAGUUUUUCCAGUACUGCGAGGCUGACAUGAAGCUGUGUAAGAGAUUAGACCUUUUUUGUUGCCGCUUACGAGACACAUUGUUAACCGAUGACAAGGGGGUAGACGGAGAUUUCAUGCAAGAUUUUUCCAACGUUAUAAGAGAGCUACUUGAUUUCGCCAAGUUUGAUCCAUCGAAACUGGUGAGAUUUGAACUGGUUGAUUCGAAAAACUCCACAUUGUCUUGUAACUCGUCUGGUGUUGGCAACGUGGAGCACGACGAGUAUGACGACACAUACUCUCAAACGUUCAUUAUCAAGAAAGAAUCGGAGGAUGAACUUCAACUGGGUGCGGCUGCAUGUGUGCACAUUGAUGGAUCAAUUUGCAAGAAAGGGGCAUUCCAGUCAGUUAUUAUGCUGAAUCUAUCUGGCAUGGAUGCAUUUAACAGAUGCAUGAGCCGCUUUGCUCCAGCUGACAUUGCGGUACUGAAAAUGGAAGCUGAAAACAAGCAUUCGGAAAAUCUUCAAAUCGUCCUAUGUGCGUCACAAAAAGAAAAACUAUCAGAAUUGUUACAGAUCUUCAAACGAGAACUGAACGAAGACAUGGUGGAUUUGAGCCACUCUGAGGUCUCUCAGUGCUACCUUUCAAUGCGAUGUAUUGACUUCUCGAAAGAAAAGGUCCUAAGACUCCGUCUAGUGUACAAAUGGGGUUCGGAAGCUGUUGCUCUGGACAGUAACGACUUUGUGACCUUUGCCGAUUGCUCAGCUGGCGGCGCCUGUUUACCAGAAGUAAAACGUUUUGGUGGUAAGUUUGAUUCAUUGUUUAUUGUUUGUGUUUGUUUAUCCCAUCCUAAGUUCAAUAAAUCUUUGCUUUGCUGCGUCCAGCGUUCGAACGGUCAAUUUUUAAACAAAUGUUCGAUACUAUUAUACAAUGUAAUCAGUGUCUAUCCGUCUUACUGGUUUGGGGCCUACAGUUAAUUCUGAACAUCAGUGCACCCUUAAGAUAAUUCAGUUAUUCAGUACUACAUAACUGAAUAAUCUAAUUAAAAGGCCGGCGCAACCCAUGAGUACCAAAAAUAAUACCAAGUACACGUUUGGCAAAUGGCACUUAAUAUUACACGAUGCUUUUUCAAUUAGGAAUUCUUUUACCUCCAAUAAACUCCUUACGAAAGCUGUAUCUUUCUCGCAAGCUUCUGAAGGGCCCUGGCGUGCAUGCGUGAAGGCAACAGGCAAGAGAAGGCUUGAUGUUAGGGUAGAGGGUAAUGGUAACGCCCAAAUUCCUGCUUAAGCCUGAUUAUAUAAAAUUGUGUAUCAUAUUUGAAAAAAUGGUAAAAGAGCCUUCCUCGUGGAAGCGUUCGCUAUAGCAUGUUUAAGAAGGAACGCGAAACUCGACAAAUGUUCGAAGAAGGGAGGUAUAAGAAGGCUGAAGAAGAAGAAGAAUAAUAAUACUUUAUUUAUCCACGGUUGUCUCAUCAGGCAUAUCUAUAAUAAUUAAUUAAAAUUUAAAAUUUAAAAUUACAACUAAUUUUAUAUAUUACUACUUUACUUAUUUACAAAUAUAAAAUAUAAAACCCUGCUUUCCACGAGAGCCGUGCAUUACUAAUCUAAAAACUAUAACUAAUUGUAGUAAAAUGACCCUACUACCGCAACCCGGCUUUGAAGCUUUCUAGUGUUUUUGCUUGCCGUAACCCAACUGGCAGACUAUUCCAAAGCACCGCACAAGUAUAGCUAAAGCUAUUUUUCAAGUAGUUUGUGCGGGGCUUUGGAAUAUUUAGUUUGCCCUCGGCGUCUCUCAGGGAGUAUACGGUGUCACGGUAUAUAAACAUGGAUCGCAUAUAUUCAGGAGCGAGUCCAUUUAAAGAUUUGUAAACCAUGACAGCCUUAUGAAAGCUUCUUUGUGACUCUAGUUUUUGCCAGCCAAGAAUUUCAAUAAGGGGAUCGGCACUAGCGUCAUAGCCAGAAAAGGUUAAAACCCUAGCUGCUCUGUUUUGAAGCUUUUGUAGCUUGACUGCUAGGGUUUUGCAACAGCUAUCCCAAACUUCACAGCAAUAGUUGAAAUGGGGCUGAACUAAUGAGUUAAAUAUGGUCAUUAAGGUGUUUACAGGGACAAAAGGAAGGGAAAGAGGAGAGAGUAGGCUAUGGCAUCACCUUAUCAUAUAACUUGUGAUGCAAAAAAAUUUCUUUCACUCAGGUUUGGACAACUCACUCAUGUCUGAAGAUUUGAAAGCGCUCUCACUGACUUCUGUUGGUGGCAAAUUUCCCUCGACUUCUUUUGAUCAGUUACAGAAACACGGCAGUGCGCAGUGCGGGAAAAUCGGUAACGAAAAAGUGCUUUUCUUCAGUUCUGUAGAUUUCCUCAUAACUCUCAAGCAAACGUCGAACGUCCAGUACUAACUUCAGAGUACAGUUGAACCUGUUUCAGGGGACACCCUCGGGACCAAGACAAGUGUCCUCUGAAUAGAGGUGUCCAAUGUUCUCUGAACUUAGUACUAAAAGACGUUCGUUUUAGAGUUAUGGGUUGAGGUUUGUUAAUAAGUAACCAACAAAUAAAAUAUUUUUCUUUUAUUCUGCCUCGGAAUCUGCAGCAGUAGUUAUUUCAAGCGGCUAGACAAUAUAUAAAAAAUCAUGAUUAACUUAUCUCUGCGAUGUUGUGCGUUGAGUUCCCAAAAGUACAGUACAUCGGUUUGAGUGAGAUAAUUCACGUUUUGAAAGUACUAACCGCCCAUUGUGACUAGUGAACACUUAACUGACUUAUCAACGAUUUUUGUGGUCAGUCACUUUUUAAAUGCUAUAAUGUGUUCCCUGAAUAAGGUUAAGCCCGGAUUUGGGACCUAGAAAAAGUGUCCCGUGUUCCUUCAGUAGCGGUAACAAAUACGAAGAUUAUGCGAGCAUUUUUCCUGGAAUAAUAAUAAUACUAAUAACACUUUUAAACAGGCUCUAAACUAUUUAAAAAAUACUUUUAAAAACUUUAGGGAGAAAUAUAUAGGUCAUUUUAGAGAGAUCCUGAUGGCAUGCCUUCCUAAACCUUUAGGCUUCCCGCAAGUACUUUUUUUUUCAUCAGCUGGUAAAAAUUUAUAGUAGUUUCUCACAACAUGAGGAUAAGUAUUUCCGUCAGACGAAUGAAAAAAGGUGAUUGUUUCAUGAUAAAAAAAUAUAUAUUUAUAUAUAUAUUUUAAAUAUUUUAUGACUCUUGUUUCAGAGUAUCACUUACAUCAGACAUUUAACCAAGUGACAAGCCCGAACACUUGUGUGAUAGGCAACCAAGCUACUGUGAAUGAUCAGAUGCCAAGCCAAAGGUAAAUAUUGCCUGGAACUAAAUACAAAGGUAGUAGUCAGUAGUAUUCUGAUACUCUUUUUGUCGGUACGAGCUGUAAUAAACGAUUAAGCGCGUUGCGCUUAUGUAAGCAACUUGAGUUACCUAUGAUUGCAAAGAGUAUCUCAGCUUUUUGCCAAAUUGACACAUGCGACAGAUGCCGCGCAAGAUCAGGAUUUGCCCCUGGGACCGGCAAUAUUACUCCAAAUUGAAUUUCACCUUAGCUUUAAUACCGUCAGUAUUACAUUUUAAGGACAGGCUAAUUGAUGAUCAGAGUUAGUAUCGACCAGCUAUUUAGCUCAUGGGUCAAAUAUAUAGUGUUCUUGUCAAGACGUCCUUGUUUUAUUUCCUUUCCUCUCCAUUUAUUUUCCUUCUGGUAGAUCAUUCUUGUGUAUUUGGACUCGACGUUUUUCUUACCGUCGGUUAUGUUUUGCCAAAUGUUGAUACAUGUAAUUUUUAAAACGGCAGUCACUGACAUUGUCGUCAGUUGACAGAUGUUUUGAUCUCUUUUACUUCAGUUUUACUGUACUAGGCGCGUUAACCUCUAUUAAAUUACGCCUAAUUGCACUGAGUGAGCCCUUAGGCUUUGACGCUUGCAAUUGGUUCAGGUUACAUUUCCCGGGUACGUUAACAUUUUGUUAUGAAUUAUUUCUUUUCUUUGCCCUCGUUUCACUGUAGACGUUCAGUGAAAAGGACUCAUCUUCGUGCGGGGCGCGGCUUAAGGCAGCGUCUGCUGUCAUUAGAGACUAGACGUUGGCGAACCAGAUAAAGGGGUGUCUUCGUAUCAAAUAGAGGCCCCUAAGAGUGCAGGGUCUUGCUAAAAGUUACCAUACCAUGAGCCAUCUUGCAUGACCAUACUUAACCGCGAUCAAACGUGACAAAUUUACAAAGGCUUAGAAAAGUACUUUAAAACUAAGGUUGUAAAUUUUAAUUCGCUGCUAAUUUACUAAACUUUUCUAGGGUUUCCUCGAAACGAUCAAAGUGUGUGAAAACUGAUCUGGCUUUUCUGUUGGUCAACACGUCACAAUUUUACUCCGGCAAGAAGCGUUUUCAACGAAAAGAAGCUCAUUGUAUUGAGAAAACUGCAAGGAUAGCUAAAUCAACUCAUUCUUUUAGACAUUCUUGGUUGCGCUUGUUUUCACCUAGUGUUAAAUAAAAUCCCACUGAACAAAAAAAGCGCCUUGGACCUCUGACCGUGGUGGAUACCACACUUGGCUAAGAACGGACAGUGAAAAAAGCAAACUAAAACUUGGAAACGUUGGACCAAAGUCAACUUUAACAGAGUUCUCUAAGAUAAAUCGCUGAAACCCUAUCUGUAACGGUUUGUUCAAAGAUAGGUGGACGAAUUUUUUUAAUACUUCUCCUUGUUGUUUUAAGGUGAAGGUCAUAUAGUGAAUCAAAAUUCUAGCGUAAUUUACACGAAAACCUGGAAAAGGUACUCAUAGAUCGCUAUUUUUAGUUUGACUAGCGUUUUGUCUUGUAUCUUCUGUUUGUCUUUAGAGCUCUCCCGGAGGGUUUGAACUACUCUCCUAAGAGAUCCAUUACUGAAGGAAGGAGAUCCUUACCAGAAGCAGAAGAUUCUAAAGACAGAUCAUGA